AUGAAUUCUGAAGAACAAGAGAUAGAUUAUUACGAACUUUUGGGAAUUAGUUAUAAUGAUCCGAAGGAAGUAAUAGAUAAGGCAUAUCGUCGUGCUGCCAUAAAAUUCCAUCCGGAUAAAAAUCGUUCAAAUGCCGAAGCAGCCACUAAAAAGUUUCACCAAAUAUCAAAGGCAUACGAAACUUUAUCAGAUCCUGUCAAAAAACUGAAUUAUGAUAAUACCUAUAAGGCUCGUAUUGCAGUCAAAAAAAGGCAUGAUGCCUUGAGUGCGAAGAGAAAGGCUAUGAAAGAAGAACUUGAAGAAGGUGAAAAAAUUGCAAAACAGACAAGACGUACC
Messenger RNA from Acaulospora colombiana, 336 nucleotides. Lineage: Eukaryota; Fungi; Glomeromycota; Glomeromycetes; Diversisporales; Acaulosporaceae. The record is from the annotation of a GenBank genome assembly.